This is a messenger RNA of Carassius gibelio (silver crucian carp), 3319 nucleotides long. RefSeq names its product fibrous sheath CABYR-binding protein-like. The transcript has 3 exons. NCBI's taxonomy places the organism in Eukaryota, Metazoa, Chordata, Actinopteri, Cypriniformes, Cyprinidae. The coding region runs from base 1300 to 3249 and encodes 649 amino acids. The record is from RefSeq and is a predicted model, not a curated record.
ACCCUUUGAUAAUUCUGAAUAUACUGUGUAUAAAAAUGCAAAACCUAAUAAAAGUCAGUAGUCACACAGUCCUGUAUAUGUUCAAACAGGCAUCAGUCUGUACAGGCAGCUAGUGGCUACAUUACAUAUGAUUUUAUAAUCUGCUCCAUAUCAGUGGAUUUUAAGUACUUUUGCUCAAUUAACUGCUGCAAUAAUUCAAAAAAAGUAUAAAACACGUUUGUGUUUGUAUAAUUGUUUGCUUUUUUAUAUACAAAAAAUAUAUGAAUAUUUUUAGUAACAUGAAAUGUUUUUUGAAGUACCAAAUAUUAAAGAAAUAACAUUUAGAUAAAAUAUGGUACGUGCCCCAAAUUAAAAAAAUAUGGUGAAUGUGUUAAUGACAGCGAGUUAUUUUAUUUAAAAAAAUCUAAAUCUGAACACAAUCUAUGGUUCUGCUUGUAAAAUGCACACAAAUGAGUGAGAACUGAAAUCUGAUAAUGUUUUGUACAAAUAAACAUUAUUUAGUACAUAUUUCUUUCAGAGGGAUUUAGCGGGCCAUCUAAAUGGUUGCUAUGACAACUUAACGCUCUGGCUGCUGCUCUCGGUCUUUGCUGUCAUAAGUAUGAAUAUUAUAUUUAUAUUUAAAUUCAUUUGAUAAUUCUAGCUACUAUUUUAAAUUGUAUCUUUUGUGUGUGUGUGUUUGUGGUAAUUGUAAUAUUUAAAGCAGAUGUGUUGUUUUAAGACAAUUUUCCACCAAUGAGAUCAGUGGAUGGUCCAUUGUUUACGUCAUAAUGAUCGCUGCAUUCCAUUAGAACGUUCGGUGAGUCCUCUAUAAAUAUGAGUGCAGACGAAUCAGGCAUUCUGUAGCGAGUUGUGGCGAGUGAUGUGAGUAUCCUCUUUAUAAUUUGGACAUCAAAAGUUAUCAAUAUUUUCAAAACUUGGAGAAAAGUCACUGAGAUAAAUAAACGGGAAUGUUACACAGAGGAGGACCGUGUGGAAAGUUUCAGAUAUGUAAAUUAGUAAUGAUCAAAGUAAUAACUUUUUAUACAUUUACUAUUAAAUACAGCCUCCUUCCACCACUCUUUGAUUUAAGAUUCAUUCUGAAAAGCUGAUACUGAAAGCUUUGAUAGUUUAAUAUUGCCUUUUACAUUGAUUAGAUAUUAAUGUAAAAAGAGUAGGCUAUAUACUUUUCCAUUAUAAGCAUAUGAGUUAUGCACAUUAGUUGGAAAACUGAUAAAAACUGAGCUGAUAGAUCUCCUCUAGGCAUUCAUAAAAAUAAAAAAAACACUUAAGACACCAGCUUGCAGGCUCUUAUAUGUUUAUAUGUUUACUCAACUCAAAGAACUGUUUCAUUUCUGUUUUCUGUCACAUAUUUUACAGAUAGAAAGACAAAGUCAGUGUAUUGUUCACAUAUUUGGAUCUUCUUUUACCUUCACAUCGAACAUCAACAUGAGUUUGUCAACCAUCCUCCCCAGUUUUUCCGAGAGCGCAGUGCAGUCCUCAUCUCCUGAACUCUCAGAUGAGCUCACCGCUGCCCUCGCCGCAGGCCGCUGGUGGGCAAUAAUGGAGGUUUCUUCUCCUAUAUCUGAAGAGCCUGAGUAUGGAGACCUCACCUCAGUGCAGUGGCGGGGAACAAUGGAGGCAGGAGAAACUUUGUGCCCCAAGUCUGUGGUCUUCAGUGAUGAAUGUGAGAAGACUGAGUCCCUGAACUCAAGCUUCCCAGCUGCAACACUGAAGACCAAAGAGCUGUGGAGGAAGAAGAAGACACAGGGUGCACCGGUGCCUCCCAGGUCCCAACACGGUUCAUCUGUGCCUACAAAUACCAAGAAGAGGGACCACAACUCAUCCCUGGUCUUCAACUAUGAAUCUAAGAAGGCUGAGUCUCCGCGCUCAGGCUUUACAGAUGCAACACUGAAGACCAAGGAGCUGUGGAGGCAGAAGAAGCCUCAGGGAGCACCUGUGUUUGCUGGAUCUGAGUUCACUAAUGAAAUACUGAAGACCACUAAGCAGGGGAAGCAACAGCAAAGAAAGUGGACCGAGAUGAAGCCUCAGGUAGCACCUGAACCUGCUGGGUCCCCGCAAAGACCACCUGUGACCACUGGCUCUCAGCGAAGAGGAAAGCUCAUGAUCCCCGAGAAUCUGAGGCAACAUCUGCUAAAGGCUGCUUCUGAACUGGAAUCACUUGUGUCUGCUAGAUCCCCACAGAGAGCACCAGUGACCACAGUGUCUCCUCAAAACACAGCCAUGCACACCAAGUCUCUACAGAGAGAAGCUAUGCCUGCCCCAGAGGUGCCAAAACCAAAGAUACCUGAGCAGCUGAGACAGGAGCUGCUGCAGCAGAAGCCCAACAAGAUCCAAGAGAAGCAAAGGCUGAAGAUACCUGAGCCGCUGAGACAGGAGCUGCUGCAGCUGUCGGCUCGAGCCUCUUCUGUUAAAGGAGCACCUGCACCCAACAAGAUGCUGCAGGUUUCAUCUUGGGCCUCUUCUGAGAAGGGAGCACCUGGACCCAGCAAGACCCCAGAGAGACAAAAGCUCAAGAUACCUGAGCGUCUGAGGAAGGAGUUUCUGCAGCAGAAGCCUCAAGCCUGUCCUGUACAGGGUGAUCCCAUGCCUUUCAAGUCCCCUCAGGAAGCACCUUUACCUGACAGGAGUCCUGUGUAUGUUGGGACCCCACAGGGAGCAGGAGUGUUUGCCAGGUCUCCACCGGCAGAGGCAGUGCCCGCUGAGCCUCCGAAAGUAGAGACAGUUCCCUCCAGAACCACGAAGACAAGAAAACGGAGACUUGCUGAGCAUCAGAGCAUUCCUGUCUCUGCCACCCAGGCAUUACCCAUGUCCUCCAGGACCUCAAGCGUGGUGCCUGUGCAUUCUGGGACCCUACAGGGAGCACUUGUGACCAAAAGUUCCCCACAACAGGGAUCAAAUCCCAGAAUGACUGAGCAGCAGAAGAAGAAGCGCAGGGAGCAGUGGAGACAGCAGCAGAGACAGCGGAGGCAGCAGAAAGCAGCAAACAACGGCGAAGUGUGUGAGCCGCCUCCACAAAAAAAGCUGGGUGUGGAAAUGGAAAAGGUGCAGCUGAAGCUCAAACUGGGGAACCAUCAAGCCCCAAAGCCCAGGUCCCAGCUCACCCUGAUGAUGGAUCAUGCAGCUGUGGGUCGGCAGUCACCUCCAGAAAAAAAGCAGCGCAUGGCAAACGAAAUCAAAGGCCAGCAGUUGGGACUAAGCCGCUUAAAGCAUUUAUGUAGCAUAUUCAUAUGUUUAAUGGAAUAUUUGUAAAUAUGUAUUAUUUGAAUAUAUUAUGUUUGUGCAUACUGUAUUUAAUAUGAUUGUAUGCAUAAUAAAAAGU